AUAUGAAUUGCACCAAGAAACUCACCCUUUAGGCGCUAACUUCCAUCCAACUCGUUGUCAACAGUUGGUUCAAAGAGGUUGGACUGGACCAGCUCAAGUUUGGAAGAUCGUGAUCUUCAUGGCUUCCACUGUGUUCCCUUCGAAAUCGUCCGCCGCCCGCAUCGCAUCAAUCAAAAACACUCUUUUGAUAACUGUAGUCUUCGACUUCUUUGACGGUCGAGGAUCAACAGAGGAGCUGGAAAACCUUCUUGCGUUAUUUGAGAAGUGGGAUGCACAUGCCGGAAUCUGCUUCUGCUCUAAACAUGUAGAGAUUUUGUUCUACGCCGUUUACAACACAAGCAACCAGAUUGCAGCGAAGGCUGAGGAGGUGCAGAACCGUCGCGUCGUCGACCAGAUCGCCGAAAUUUGGGUUAACUUGGCGAGGGCCUUCAUGGUGGAGGCAGAGUGGACGAGGGAGAAGCAUGUGCCGACCAUCGAAGAGUACAUGCCAGUCGCGGAGGUGAGCUUUGCCCUAGGCACCAUCCUCGCGAUUCCGCUGUACCUGGCCGGGCCGGAGCUCUCGGAGGACACGGUCAGGGGUCCGGAGGAUCUGCUCAGGCACACGUCCAUCUGCGCCCGCCUGCUCAACGAUCUUCAGACCUACGAGAAGGAGCGCGACCAAGGGUACGUGAACAGCGUGCCGCUGUACGCGCUCCGCCACGGCGGCUUGACAUCGUCGGCGUCCAUCGAGGCGGCGAAGAGGGAGAUCAGGAGGGACAUCGUGGCCUGCCGGAGGGAGCUGCUGAGGCUGGUGCUCAGGGAGGGCCGCGCCAUCCCGAGGCCGUGCAGGGAGCUCUUCUGGAACAUGUGCAAGGUAGCGCACCUGUUCUACUUGCAGGGGGAUGGGUUCCUCUCGCUGAAGGAGCUGAUGGCCGCAGCAAGUGCGACUGUCCGGGAGCCGCUGCAAGUAGCUAGAGCAGAGGAUAACGGAGUUUGGAUUUCACUUGGUCCGAUUAUUCAUUGCAAAGAUGUGCUGAAAUAUGAUUCAGGUUAUGUACGUGGUCCAUCCUGCUGA
Messenger RNA from Panicum hallii, 1054 nucleotides. Its product is annotated as ent-kaur-16-ene synthase, chloroplastic-like. Gene Ontology annotation, molecular function: terpene synthase activity; magnesium ion binding. The coding region runs from base 119 to 1054 and encodes 311 amino acids. Gene Ontology annotation, biological process: diterpenoid biosynthetic process. NCBI's taxonomy places the organism in Eukaryota, Viridiplantae, Streptophyta, Magnoliopsida, Poales, Poaceae. The transcript is spliced from 3 exons. The record is from RefSeq and is a predicted model, not a curated record.